Lizanozyma spartinae is the source of this 1944-nucleotide messenger RNA. RefSeq names its product Hcm1p (gene HCM1). The transcript has a single exon. The record is from RefSeq and is a predicted model, not a curated record. NCBI's taxonomy places the organism in Eukaryota, Fungi, Ascomycota, Pichiomycetes, Serinales, Debaryomycetaceae. The coding region runs from base 1 to 1944 and encodes 647 amino acids. Gene Ontology annotation, biological process: regulation of transcription by RNA polymerase II. Gene Ontology annotation, molecular function: DNA-binding transcription factor activity, RNA polymerase II-specific; RNA polymerase II cis-regulatory region sequence-specific DNA binding.
AUGGCUCCCUACAAUAAUAUUUUGAAGGACGCCACCAACGUCAACCCCUUUGCCGCUACCAGUACAAAUUCAAACGGUUCACUCAAACACAGAUUACCUCCACAACAAUCAUCAUCAUCAUCAUCUAUUUACUAUACUCAAGUUGCAGAGACUCCAUCCCAUCAAAAUCAUCAUAGCGGACAUAUAUCGGCUGUUUAUGCUAAAAAACAUAUCACGACUCCUCCACAUUCUGUUGUUCGCAAGUUCUCUGACGUUCUUCUUUACUCGUCGACUCCAGAUAUGGAUUUCCCCAACAACAGAGAUUCCAAUACUAUCACUGCCUCCCAUUCAAAUGCGUUCUUUCCUCCUUCAACACCCACAAAUAAAUAUCCUAUGGGUAUUCAAGAUGCUAGCAGUCAAACGUAUGUUCAUAACCACAACCACAACCACAAUUCUGAGCUGACAAACUUGUUACAUAUUCAAAAUGGAUCUCUUUUAUCACCUGCUUUCUCAUCUCCACAACGUCCCUUGAUCACCCAUAGCCACAAGGUAUCAGCUCCCUCAAAUAAUGAUUCUGGCUUAUUGAAUUUAUCCGUAACGAAUUCAAGUUCAACCUCGGUGUCUUUGACAUCAAAUGUGGUUAAACCAAAGAAGAAAGCUUCGAAAAAGGAGCAUACACCAUUCGAUGUUAAUUCAGAAGAUAAACCUCCAUAUUCAUAUGCUACAUUAAUUGGAAUGUCCAUAUUAUCACAUGUCGAUAAAAGAUUAACUCUUUCUCAAAUCUACCAAUGGAUAGCAGAUACAUUCAAGUAUUAUAAGAGAGACGAAGUGGGCUGGCAAAAUUCCAUUAGACAUAACUUAUCCCUCAAUAAGGCUUUUAUAAAAGGUGAAAAAUCAAAAGAUGGGAAAGGCCAUUUCUGGUUGAUCAAGAAUGGUUGUGAGGAACAGUUUCUUAAAACAAAGAGUGGUCGAAAGUCUGCUUUUGACGAGGUUAUGGAUCAAAUUAAGCAUAAUAAUUAUAAUCAUCGUGAGUUAGAUACCACUCUGUCAACCCAAACGUCACUUACAUCUUCAAUUACGACUUCCACUUCUGGUGGUUUAACAAACCCCAAAAAGAAGACUCAGGGAUCAACAAUUGAUACUACGAAAUCAUCAAAUUCCAAUAGUGUUUCCAUCAAUUUACCUUCACUGCCAUUGCCUGCAUCUGCUGAAUAUAGAUCAUCUCGCAAGCGUGCCUAUGAUGACGACGACGACGACGAUGAUGAUCUUGAUAAUUUUGAUGUGACUGUUGCAGACGAGGUAAGUACAAAGAAAGAUAUUCAUACUGAGGAUGAUGAAGAUAAUACUUUUGUUAUCAAGCGUCCCCGUAUUGAUGAAACUUCCACCGCCAACGAUGAAUCAUUACAUGGUGGUCCACUUCUUGCAUCAAAGCAUCUCACCAUAACUUCAUCGUUUAGUUGUGAUUCUAAUUUGGAAUUAUCACCUGUGCGUAUUAAUACUGGGGGCCCACUUUUAGAACCAAUUACUCCAGCUAAUUCUCGUCUUGUUCAUGUCAAUUGUUUAUUACAACGCACACCUUUGUUUACAAAUUCACAAUCAUUAUCUGCAUCAUCGUCCGUUUCACGUCUGAAUGAUUAUUUUAGUGGGUCAUCUUCAAUUGCCAACUCAUUGCUCACAGCAGCAUCACUGAAUACAUCAAUAUCUUAUACAUCCCAAGUUCAGAAAACCCCAACUUCAUCGGCCCACAUCCAUGCUCGUACCCCAAUAAGUACAUCUUUAGGAUCAAGUCUCAUAAGAACACCAUUACGGAAAACUCCAUCGACUUUAAUUAAAAAGUUAUGGCAUAAUCUGCCUGGGUAUUUGGAUGAGUUCUAUUACAGUCCUUUAAUAAGUUCCAGUAAUUUGAAUCUGUAUGAUGAUGAUGAUAUGAUCUUACGCAAUUUUGAAAGUCCUAAACGGGAUUAA